AGAGAUACCUAAUGAUUUUUUUAUGCGUUUUUGUCCUCAAAAAAGGAAAUAAAUAAAUGAUAAAUAAACUGGGAUUUGCUUCUUCGUUUAAACGUUGGCUCUUACCAGAAUACGUACAGUUAGGUAAGCUCCUUUGCCUACUAGAGGGUUUUAUUUUGGAAGUUUGAUUCCGGCAGUCUUUCCCUCAGGCUCUCCUCUCUGUGGUCAUAAUGGAGUAGAUUGGAUUGUUGGCGGAUGAGGGCGCUUCACCGCCAUUUGAAACACUGAGCUACGUCGCGUGUGUAUCUGUAACGGAGCAGCAGAUAAGACAAAAAUCCUUAGUACGAAGGCUACACAGACAUUGGGUAAUGGUAAAAUCCGUGAUCGGAGAGAUCUAACUGGGCCGAGCAGGCUGAAGUGAAGAAGCAGGACUUUUCGUGGCUGUUGGUGCUCACGCUGGCCAUCCGAUGACCAAGUUCUGAAAAGUCGAUCUGCGCUGUCUUUGCAGUUUUUCAGCUCUAGACUACGAAAUAACAUCAUGGCUGUCUUGUCCUCUUCCUCCAAUAUCCUGCUCCUUCUCCUAAUUUCUUUCCUGGAUUGGCUGUGGACUCCAGCAUCUGCAUUUCUCAUGGGUCGAGACCACAUGACGUCAUCAGCUCCCGUUGAACCUCACAUCACAGAGUGCAUAUCGAGGAACCAGGAGACAUUCCGAUGUUGGUGGAGUCCAGGGAGCUUCCACAACCUGUCCUCCCCUGGAGCACUCAGAGUUUUCUACCUUAAGAAAGUCUUGCCCACCAGUGAAUGGAUGGAGUGUCCAGAGUACAUUUAUUCAAAUAGGGAGUGCUUCUUUGAUGUAAACCACACAUCCGUUUGGGUCCCCUACUGCCUGCAGCUCCGCAGCCAAAACCGCACCUUUUUCAAUGAGGAUGACUGUUUCACUGUGGAGAAUAUCGUACGUCCUGACCCACCAGUGUCUUCAAACUGGACCCUGCUGGAAAUAAGUCCCUCUGGGCUAAGUUAUGAUGUCAUGGUCAACUGGGAGCCCCCACCCUCUGCAGACGUUGAGACGGGCUGGAUGCGCAUUGAGUAUGAGAUCCAGUACAGAGCGAGAAAUACCACAAACUGGGAAGCAUUGGAGAUUCAGCCGCACACACAGCAGACAAUCUACGGUUUGCACAUAGGAGAAGAGUACGAAGUGCACAUCCGCUGCAGGAUGCAGGCCUUCACUAAGUUUGGAGAUUUCAGCGACUCCAUCUUCAUUCAAGUGACUGAUAUUUCCAGCAAAGAGUCUACUUUCCCACUCACACUGGUUCUUUUCGGGAUUGUGGGCAUCCUCAUACUUAUCAUGCUUAUUGUUGUCUUUCAGCAGCACAGAUUGAUGUUGAUUCUUUUGCCACCGGUUCCUGCACCCAAAAUUAAAGGCAUUGAUCCAGAGCUGUUAAAGAAGGGGAAGCUGGACGAGCUGAAUUUCAUCCUGAGUGGUGGAGGUAUGGGUGGCCUACCCACUUAUGCACAAGAAUACUACGAAAGCGAACCAUGGGUGGAAUUCAUAGAGGUGGUUGCUGAGGAUGCAGAUACUGGAGAGAAGGACAACCAGGGCUCAGACACCCAGAGGCUCCUAUCUCAACGCAUCAGCCACCACAUGGACAUAAGCUUUCCUGAUGAUGACUCAGGCCGGGCCAGCUGUUAUAACCCAGAUCUGCCUGACCAAGACACCCUAAUGCUGAUGGCCACCCUGCUGCCAGGCCAACCGGAGGACAGAGAAGCCUCCUUCAGUGUUGUAGAAAGAGCCCCAGCCCCAGAAAGAGGCGAGAGGCCCCUGAUCCAAACUCAAACUGGAGGGCCCCAGACUUGGGUCAACACAGACUUCUAUGCGCAAGUCAGCAAUGUGAUGCCCUCCGGUGGCGUGGUACUGUCUCCUGGCCAGCAACUCAGAAUCCAGGAGAGCACCUUAGCCACAGAGGAGAAAACACAGAAGGAAAAAAAGCAUAAAUGGAGUGAAGACACUGAGGACAAUAAGCAGAAGGAGCUGCAGUUUCAGCUGCUGGUAGUGGAUCCAGAAGGAAGCGGCUACACCACAGAGAGCAACGCCCGGCAGAUCAGUACUCCCCCUAGCUCCCCCAUGCCUGGCGAGGGUUAUCAAACCAUACACCCUCAGCCAGUGGAUACCAAACCUGCAGCCACAGCAGAGGAUAAUCAAUCACCUUACAUUCUUCCUGACUCUCCCCAAUCCCAGUUAUUUGCCCCUGUUGCAGACUACACAGUGGUACAGGAAGUGGACAGUCAACACAGUCUGCUUCUCAACCCGCCCCCCCGCCAGUCUCCCCCUCCCUGCCUGCCACAGCACCCACUCAAGGCCAUACCUGCUAUGCCUGUGGGGUACAUCACCCCAGACCUGCUGGGGAACCUCUCACCCUAAAAUGACAAUGCCAUCAGGCCUUUUAAGGGCCAUGAAGUCCCUAGCAGUCACAAAAGUCUGUUUCUCUGCUGGAAACCAAAUAACUUGCAGCACACAGUGUGGAUUAGAGUGUACAGGCAUUUGUUUUCAGAGGAUGCUGAAAAGGGAGAGUUGAAAAGCUACCAAGGUGUAUUCUUGACUCUUUUACAUCUGCUACAUCACUUAAUUUGAUGCAAAGGCAGCCAGAAAUAAACACCACAAACCUGCUCAAUUUGUUGACAUCCAUGCAUAAGACACACACAGAUAGUAGGCUGUGACUGUGAUUGUAGUGAGUCAGAAAGCAUUAGCUUACUGCUUAACUGUGUUAGAUCACAUUACAUAUCUGGCUAAUUGUGUUUAGAGCAAUGGAAUUGUAGAAGUCUUAAUGUUAAAGAGAGAUGUCAGUGUAUGAUUGAUCGGGAGAAGCACAUUCUAGUCAUGUUUUUCACACCACACCAAGAAGAAGCUGUCAUUAAUACCUCUUGCUGGCAGAGAUGUUUUGCCGCUCAAUUGUGGCUUAUUUUGUAUUCUUAUAUUUGUUAUCACAUCGUGUCAUCUUAUUAGUACUUUAAGGAAAAUCCACCCUAAAAUGCAGUCGAAAACACUACUAUGCAAUUAUACCUUGCAUUCCUGGCUUCAUUUUAUGUAAUGGUAUGCUGUUGACAUUACCAUGAAUAUGUGGCCAAACGUAUAUUAUAUGAUGUCAAGAUAUUUUUAUCUAUCUACAGCCACAAUAGAGUUUAAUAGAAGAAAUACUUUCAACAACUGAAAAGAAUAUACAGUACAAAUGCGCACACACAUACAUAAGUCACUGGGGCAAAACUAUAUAUAGGCAUUCUGGGAAAUGAAGGAAAUCACUAACUGAAGUAAAAGUAGAGGUGACAAAUAAAAGGGAAAUCAAACCAUUUCAUCUAAUUCCUGGAAUGCACUGGAUAUUACAGACUGAUACUACAAUUUGCAGCAUAGAAUCAUUUAUUCCAUUUUAUUCUGAUGUGCAUACUGACAUGUUGCUUACAGUGCUGAACAGCCAUUCUUGUGGUAAGAGGAAUAAUUUAUUCAGAUUCAUUCAGAGCUGGGAGCCGCCCAGUACUAACAGUGCUUUAGUAUACUGAGCACCACCAAGUGCCUUGCUCAAGGGCACACUGAUAUAGUUAUUUCGCAGAAGGGAAGGGACACAGAUAUACACCUAGCAGUUAUUGAAUUUCGUCCUGCGACAGCAGCCAAGUCUCACCUUUACAACCAACACUCACUCAUAAUCAUAUAAACUAAACCUUAAUGAGCAAGCUUUCUACUUAGGAGUUGUAUUCUUCUCAUGUUGCAUCGUUAUUGCAGGGACAGCAACUGGAACAAGUUGAAAGACUGUGAAAGUAUUUAAAAGCUGUAAUUAGCUAACAUUUUAUAGUUACUUAAGUACACGUUAUCAACCUGUGCCUAUGAUAAUGUUAUUGGCUUGCCAUUUCUGUGCUAAGGUGUGCUUACGUAAUUAUGAUCUGUGCAUUUAUGUAUUGCUAUGUACAGGCAAGUGCUGCUAUGUAUAGGUGAAUUGUUGUAAAGCCUCUCUUUUCACAGAUCCAUGACUAAAAACCUGCACAUGCACGAACACAGUAACAUGCAUGCAUAAACACACAUCAAAAACAUUUGCCUUAAUUGAUAUUUAAUUUUGCCUUCCUGACGUAGUCAUAAAUAAUGAGCUGAAAAUUGUCUAAGAAAAUAGUUGCAAGGGUAAGAAUUUCCUGACGUCACUAAACUGUAACUUGCACAUUUCGGAUCAUGCUCAUAAAGCUGACCACAAUGUCCAAACCAAAAAUGUUGUUCAGGGCUAGUGCUGAAAGACUUUAAAUUUCAAGUGGCGUUUUGAUAGAGCGACAGAUACAUACAAAGAUGUGAGUAUUUUUGGUCAGGCAUACUAGGUAAUAUGUGGGUAAUUAGUCAUGGAUUCCUAGUUACUUUGCCCCAAUACUUUUCUUAGAAUAACCACAUUUAGAACAAAACCUUGGACAGAAUCUGUUGCUUAAUUAUUUAUUUAGUCAGAUUAGCUUGUGGUGUAAGCUUGUCCUUGGUUCAUUGACCGUAUACGCUUUUUUAUAAUGGCUUGUGUGAGCUUGUGUGAGAGGGUAGCAGAGGAAACCUGUUGCCAGGUUGUUAGGCUCCUCAUAUGUUUUCAUCCUAUGAAUUCUAUCAUGAAGACUUUUAUAAUAUGCCAAUAACAAACACAGCAGCAUUGCAUAUUGUAUACAAUAAGCUGUCUAAGCUUAGGCUAAUUAAGUUGUGCGAUAUAUGUAUGGUUUUGUGAUGCAACACAAUUAAUUUUCAUUACAGCGUGUCUAUAGUUGAGUCUGAAGUAUUAUUAUUGUGUAACAUCAAGGCAGCCUCCAAAUGAGCACAACACAGCAAAACAUACUUCACCGUGCAAAGGAAACACAUCCUGCCUUUGAAUUAUGUUGCUGUGGAAUCCUCCUUAAGAUAAGCAGGCUAAGCAGAUAGAAUAUGUCUUUUGUAUUAGACAAUCCAAUAAAGAAGAGAGACAAAGUAAGAGCCAUAAAAUUAAAAUUUUUAAAACUGUGAAUAUGAUAGAUAUGUGCCAUUUUUCUCUUUCUGUCUCUCAGAGCUCAGUGUCCUGUUGUUGCCUAGUGCUGAUGACACCAGCAAUGCAAUGCUGUUGCAGAAAUGUCUUAAUAUAUUUGCUAAUGCUGUAAAAUUACAAGUAUAUAUAUUUUUAUGUCAAUAAUGUUGCUAAUCACAAUAUGUUGCUGCUCGGUACAUGUAUAUUUCCUGCAUUUAGCCUUACUGUAGUGGGAAUGGGUCAUCCAAGAGAGUGCAACGAUCUCUGUAUUGUGUGUAUGUUUGGUGAUAAAACCUGCAAAUUGGAUGAUACUGAAAAUGUUUUGCCUGGGAGAAAUGGGAAGGUUUGGUUUAGCUAUCUGAUCAGUCAUCAAGAGCAACAAUAGGACAGUUUUUCCCCAAAUGUGAUAUACCGGUAGUCCCCUAAUGAUGCUCAUCCAACGUUCACAGUGUUCAAACCCAUCCAAAGAUCCCCACAAGGCUUUCUGUGUACAUGAAGGAAGAUUAGAUAAUGGGGGGAAAAAGCACGGCUAAGGUUCUUUUUCAGUUGUACUGUGUUAAUUGUGAAUGUGUUCAAACUGGAAUACGCAAUGCAAUUACGAUAUCAAGGAAAAGUUGUAAAAACAAAUAACGUUAAAUCACUGAAAGUGGUUUUUGCAAAGGUUACAGCGAGGAAGAUGAAUCUGAGGUGCUUUUUUUGUUCAAGCUUACUGUACAGUUGUUUACUACAUUGUGUCUGCAAUUUUCUUUUUGCCAGUACACAAUGAGCCCAUUCUUAACCUAGUGUAAAAGUUUGCAACCGUUAUUUCAAGCUUAUAAAUGUCAGACACUUUAGAGCAAGCACUUUGUACACAUAAAUAUAUAUAUCUGAUGUUAAAAAUAUUAUUCAUUUUUUAAUAUUGUGUUUUGGACUAAAUUAAGUCUAUGAAUUACCUGUUAUUAUAAAACAGCAUUAUGUUUUUUUUAUUCUGCACAAUAAUUAGACAAUGAGGAACUUUCAAUAUCGAUAAGCUUCAGUUUUGUCCUGCAGAGUUUAUGGGACAUAUUUUACACUACCAGAUUGAUAGAAUGAUGUACUGUAAUGGAGUAUUUAAUGUUUGCUAUAAGAUUUAUGGACACAUAGAGCAGAUAGAUAUAGUCUUUUAUGAAGUCAUAUCAAAAUAUAGGCAGAGUGAAAUGGUUACAUUGUAACUCUACACUCUUACAGUUCUCCCACUAUGUGAUUUCAGCAUUUCAUUAUUGAAAAAGUGCAUUUGAAGGGGCUACAGUGUUUUUAUAAUGAUGUCUUUUGGCCUCCAGCUUCUUGGAUUUGUGUCGGCUUUUGUCGCUCGAUAAAGCCUGGAAGUAAUCUUGAGUGCUGGAAUUUGUGCUGGUUGAAACUCUUUACCAAAGAGCGUUUAGCCAGACAUUUUUUUCCGGUUAAGGAAAUAGUAUAGGCCUAAUUCUUGAUUUGAUUACAUCGGCUGGCUUUUUAUGACUAUAGUCAGUAGCUCCAUUCUAUAUUUCUAUCCAUGUGAUAUUUAUUUAGAGCCCUCAGAUCACCCCACCACCUCAUCAGACCACAGUGGAUGGGGCAGCAUGAGUUAUGUGUCCACUGUUAUUCUCUGACGUGUUAUCCAGACUCGUAAAACUGGAAAUAUUCUACUUGUCAGAAUUGGUAACGGCUGCAUUGUGCAUCGCAAGUGUAAAAACCUCAAACCUAAAAUGUAUCAGUUUGUAACAGCAUCAUUAAUUGAUAUGACUGCUCCAUAUAUUUCAACCCCCCCCCCCCGCCUUGGCCUUGGAGCCACUGUUCUUGUCUGAUGGCUGCUGUUUUACUCAAGGCCAAGAACUGUGUUGAUCUUUGAUGAUUUGAUAUUGUUCUCUUAUACCAGUUGAGCCUUUCUGGUUUUGUGUGUGUGAUCAAUAAGCUUUCAACAAGUUACACAAUAAAUGUAUACAGCAUCUUAA
Perca fluviatilis (European perch) is the source of this 6928-nucleotide messenger RNA. RefSeq names its product growth hormone receptor a (gene ghra). The transcript is spliced from 10 exons. The record is from RefSeq and is a predicted model, not a curated record. Lineage: Eukaryota; Metazoa; Chordata; Actinopteri; Perciformes; Percidae. Bases 518 to 2398 code for a protein of 626 amino acids. Gene Ontology annotation, molecular function: protein binding.